Messenger RNA from Spinacia oleracea (spinach), 1590 nucleotides. RefSeq lists its product as uncharacterized. The transcript has a single exon. NCBI's taxonomy places the organism in Eukaryota, Viridiplantae, Streptophyta, Magnoliopsida, Caryophyllales, Amaranthaceae. Gene Ontology annotation, cellular component: extracellular region. The coding region runs from base 1 to 1590 and encodes 529 amino acids. The record is from RefSeq and is a predicted model, not a curated record. Gene Ontology annotation, biological process: nitrate import; regulation of leaf morphogenesis; regulation of root development. Gene Ontology annotation, molecular function: hormone activity.
AUGGUAGCGGAUGCAAGGCUACCUCCAACACAAGAUGAUGUUGAUUCCAAGCAAUGGCCUUCUUACAUGAGUUUGAGUGUAAGUCGAAACCCUCCAACCUCAAGUGAUUACACAAAUAUCGACAUUGAGGAUUUUCGACCAACUUCACCUGGAGGAAGUCCUGGGGCUGGGCAUGGAUCACCACCGCCCCAUGUGGUGAACUCCUAUAAGAAUAUCGAGAUUGAUGAUUUCCGACCAACUUCACCAGGAGGAAGCCCUGGGGGUGGGCAUGGAUCACCACCAGCCUACGAGGUGAACCGAUAUACGAAUAUCGACAUUGAGGAUUUUCGACCAACUUCUCCAGGAGGAAGCCCAGGGGGUGGGCAUGGAGCACCACCAACCCACGAGAUUAACCCCUAUAAUAAUAUCGACAUUGAGGAUUUUCGACCAACUUCACCUGGAGGAAGCCCUGGGGAUGGACAUGGAUCACCACCGGCCCACGUGGUGAACUCCUAUAAGAAUAUCGAGAUUGAUGAUUUUCGACCAACUUCACCAGGAGGAAGCCCUGGGGGUGGGCACGGAUCACCACCAGCCCACGAGGUGAACCGAUAUACGGAUAUCGACAUUGAGGAUUUUCGACCAACUUCUCCAGGAGGAAGCCCAGGGGGUGGGCAUGGAGCACCACCAACUUCACCUGGAGGAAGCCCUGGGAAUGGGCAUGGAUCACCACCAGCCCACGUGGUGAACUCCUAUAAGAAUAUCGAGAUUAAUGAUUUCCGACCAACUUCACCAGGAGGAAGCCCUGGAGGUGGACAUGGAUCACCACCAGCCUACGAGGUGAAUCGAUAUACGAAUAUCAACAUUGAGGAUUUUCGACCAACUUCUCCAGGAGGAAGCCCAGGGGGUGGGCAUGGAGCACCACCGACCCACGAGAUUAACCCCUAUAAUAAUAUCGACAUUGAGGAUUUUCGACCAACUUCACCUGGAGGAAGCCCUGGGGAUGGUCAUGGAUCACCACAGACCCGCGUGGUGAACUCCUAUAAGAAUAUCGAUAUUGAUGAUUUUCGGCCAACUUCACCAGGAGGAAGGCCUGGGAGAGGGCAUGGAUCACCACCAGCCUACGAGGUGAAUCGAUAUAAGAAUAUCGACAUUGAAGAUUUUCGGCCAACUUCUCCAGGAGGAAGCCCUGGGGGUGGGCAUGGAGCACCACCAACCCACGAGAUUAACCCCUAUAAUAAUAUCGACAUUGAGGAUUUUCGACCAACUUCACCUGGAGGAAGCCCUGGGGCUGGGCAUGGAUCACCACCGCCCCACAUGGUGAACUCCUAUAAGAAUAUCGAGAUUGAUGAUUUCAGACCAACUUCACCAGGAGGAAGCCCUGGGGGUGGGCAUGGAUCACCACCAGCCUACGAGGUGAACCGAUAUACGAAUAUCGACAUUGAGGAUUUUCGACCAACUUCUCCAGGAGGAAGCCCUGGGGGUGGGCAUGGAGCACCACUAACCCACGAGAUCAACCCCUAUAAUAAUAUCGAUAUUGAGGAUUUUGGACCAACUUCACCUGGAGGAAGCCCUGGGGAUGGGCAUGGAGCACCACUUUCAACUUUAUAUUGA